Aspergillus ibericus CBS 121593 is the source of this 1523-nucleotide messenger RNA. RefSeq lists its product as uncharacterized. Gene Ontology annotation, cellular component: membrane. Bases 29 to 1387 code for a protein of 452 amino acids. NCBI's taxonomy places the organism in Eukaryota, Fungi, Ascomycota, Eurotiomycetes, Eurotiales, Aspergillaceae. The record is from RefSeq and is a predicted model, not a curated record. The transcript is spliced from 7 exons. Gene Ontology annotation, biological process: metal ion transport; transmembrane transport. Gene Ontology annotation, molecular function: metal ion transmembrane transporter activity.
UGAGGCUGUAUGGGCAGGUGUUAAUGAGAUGUCAGCAAUCAGUGCUAGCGACAUUGAUGGAGGCUAUUAUGAAUAUGUUUUGCCUUACCUGCGUUAUCCUCCUCUGAUCACCCAGCCCGAGAAAUCCGAGAUUCGCCUAAUAGAUUAUGCGUCGGGUAAUGCAAAAAAGCAUGAUGAACUAUUUACCCGCAGCGAGAGUUUCGAAAGUUAUAUAUCAACAAACACCAAGCCAGAUGCACGAAUCGUAUCAAUAUGUUCUCGCAACUCAAUCAAUCCUCUGCAAAUCACGGAACAGGCCUUGUGUAGGCUGAUGAAACUGUAUGAAAUAGAGGCAGACUUUUUUGACAUUGUCGUCUCGUUCGGUGAUAAGCCGCGUAACUCGGAUGCUGGACUGGGAGAAAUGAAAGUGAAACAGAGACCAGAUGGCUCAUACGAUAUGCAGUACCUUCUCACCUACGCCGACGAGUAUAAAGUUAACGGAAGUACAAAGUGGACAAUACGCCAGAUAGGCGUGUUUCACCGAUAUAAACCUUCCGGAAGUGGCAAUCUAUGGGUCUUUCUCCACGCCAAACCUAGUGCCAAAUUACUGCAGCAGGUUGAGACUAGAUUCGCUGAUGGUCCAAGCCUCCUGGGACAUGACUGGUUCUCAUUGCAUUCUCUUAUUUUGUCUUCUUAUCUGGUGAACUGGAGAUGGGGUAUCCGAAACAUAGGUGACCAACUAGAGAGUUCUGCAGAUAUUGCACUCACGCGGGACCUCUCAAAGUCAGAAGACAUUGAUCAAAAUGUCCUUCUAGAACUACUCAAACCGCAGCAUUUGGGAGACACUAUCCUACCAUUGUCAUCCUGGAUGGGUGUUGCACUGGCGACAAUAAGUAAGAUGCAAGAGAUCAAUGCUCUCUUAUACUUCAAAGGUCUCACAACCGAGAAGGCUUACGACAGGGCUGCUGGUGACCUUGCUUCAUACCAAGUAAACCUGGAGGGACACCUGAGAAGUGUAGGGGUACUGGAGAGAAAGGCGCAGGGGAUUUCUGAAUUGUUAGCUGUCGCCCUAAGUCAGAGGAAUCAGGCAGUGAUAAUAGACAUCAACCAAUCGAUGUUGAAGCUUACCGAUGAGGGAUUCGACGACAAUGCCACAGUAAAGGUAGUGACACUCGUCACAUUGAUAUAUUUGCCUGCAAGCUUUGUUUCGACGAUACUCGGCAUGAAUCUCUUCGAUUUCGCAAACGGAGACAAGCUUUCGAUAUCACGCCAGUUUUGGAUAUUCAUCGUGCUGGCGGUGCCAUUAACUCUGCUCACACUGGCCAUGUGGUACUUUGUCACCCAGCGUCAGCUGAGGAAUAGACAGAAGAAGAAAUUGAAAAGAAAGGAAGCGGAGCUGAUGGCUUGAGUGUGGAUGGUCACGGGAUUCAUGGGCCUCAAUUUUUCCAUUCCUGUGCAGAGAGCGGAACAAAUAGAUCUUUCUAUCUUCGCUUUGCUUUCCUUGGUUCCCCUAUUAGCUUUCUUAUUCUAUCGUAUUUUUCAAC